AUGUCUCCUCUCAGAAGAAAGAAAACUACCUCCACGAAAACUAGCAAAACCACCAAACGUGAUACUUUUGUGGUUACGAGAAGAAAAGAUAAUACUUUUUUUGAUGAUGAAAUUAAACAACUUAAACUUUGGAAGAGUGUUAUCGAGGAGUCAUCUGAAUGUGACGUUUUAGCAAGUAAAGAAAGUUUAGAACAAAAAUUUAAUAAUGAAAAAAUAAAAUAUGAAGAAAAAGUUAGAAGAUUGGAAACAAAGAAUAAACAACUUAAAAGAGACAUCCUCAUUAACAAACGUGAAAUUUCUAAGCUAGAAGUUAAGUUGGCUAAGUUGAAAAGAGGGUAUAAAGCUAUGCAAUUAGAUAAUGAUGAAAAAGAACAAAAAAUUAUUCUUUUGGAAAAGGAGAUUGCGUCAUUGUCAGGAAAUGGGAUUGAAAAAUUACAAAACGAACUUGAAUCCAUUAAUAAUAAAGUUAAUAAUUUAAUGGUAGAAAAAAUUAAUGCAACAUAUGAACACAUUUCUCUGAAAAAAAAAUAUAAAACCUUUCAAGAUUUUCAUGAUCAACAAAUGAAAGCGCAAUUUAGUAUUGAAGAUACAAUAAGAAUACAACUCGAAAAGCUUAAACAAGAGAAUAAGAAAUUAGAAUCUUUACUUAACUCAGGUGGAUCCUAUGGGGUUAUUAAUCCUUCUCAGGUUAUUAACUUGGAUGCUGGAAUCGA
This is a messenger RNA of Racocetra persica, 713 nucleotides long. The record is from the annotation of a GenBank genome assembly. NCBI's taxonomy places the organism in Eukaryota, Fungi, Glomeromycota, Glomeromycetes, Diversisporales, Gigasporaceae.